Molecule: messenger RNA, 1083 nt
Organism: Beauveria bassiana ARSEF 2860
Lineage: Eukaryota; Fungi; Ascomycota; Sordariomycetes; Hypocreales; Cordycipitaceae
Product: SAP domain-containing protein
Exons: 3
Coding region: 1-1083 (360 amino acids)
Biological process (GO): poly(A)+ mRNA export from nucleus
Cellular component (GO): nucleus
Source: RefSeq, a predicted model, not a curated record
AUGUAUCUUUUACCUGUAGCUACCCGUCUUGCACUUCAUAGCAACGCGCGCGCGCCAACUCUCUUGAUUCAUCCUAAUCCAUCACCAAUCUCGCCCAUCGACAUCCAUCGUUACGCGUUUCACCCAUUACAAGUAGUCAAGCACAAACGAAAAAUCGUACAGCAGCUAUUACUACGGUCCACUGCUCGCGACUGCGCGCAAUCGCUCUGCGCCGCUCCCCUCCAAUCGGCGCUUGCACUCCCAUUGUUUCGCGACAGCCACACAAGAAUCUUCUUCACGCAUCACACCUCAUCGACGACCGUCAUCGCCAUGGCCGACUACGCCUCAUUAAAAGUGCCGGAGCUCAAGAAGCUCUUGGCUGAGCGCAAGCUUCCACAGACGGGCAACAAGGCCGACCUGGUUGCUCGCCUCCAAGAGGAAGACAGCAAGCCCGACGGCGAUUCAGAGGUCAAACCUGCUGCCAAAGACGAUGAGAUUACCUACAGCGACGACGAAGGUGCGAAGCCCACCACUACCACCCCCGCCGCUCCCGCCGAGGCUGCUUCCGCGGCUCCCGCUGCUGCUACCCCCGUUGCUGCGGCUGCGUCUGCGUCUACGGAUGCGACCGCAGAUGCUGCCGCGCCUGCUGAGGGCAAUGCCGUCGCCGCCGAGCCCGCCGAGCCCGCCGCGCCUCCUCCCUCAUUUGUCAUGGGCCUCUCCUCCACGACCGCCGAGGAAGAAGCCAAGAAGCGCGCCAACCGUGCGAAGCGAUUCGGCAUCGAACAGGACGACGAGGACUUUAAGAAGCGCGCCGAGCGCACCGCUCGAUUCGGCCUCGAGGACAAGGACGUCUCCGGCCUCGAUGCGGCUCUGCCCGAGCGGCCCCUCAAGCGCGGCCGCGGUCAGAACCAGGACGGACACCGGCCUGGAAAGCGCCAGAGCACAGAUCGCAGAGGGAACGACCGACGCAACGGCCGCCAUGGCCGUCAAGGCGGUGGCGGCGGCGGCGGCGGCAACGCCCAGGCAAGGGGCUCUCGUACUUUGCUUGAUCCUGCCGAAAAGGCCAAGGCCGAGCAGCGUGCUGCUCGAUUUGCUGCUGCUUGA